Messenger RNA from Aspergillus niger, 1833 nucleotides. RefSeq lists its product as uncharacterized. Gene Ontology annotation, molecular function: transmembrane transporter activity. The coding region runs from base 1 to 1833 and encodes 610 amino acids. Gene Ontology annotation, biological process: transmembrane transport. Lineage: Eukaryota; Fungi; Ascomycota; Eurotiomycetes; Eurotiales; Aspergillaceae. The transcript is spliced from 3 exons. The record is from RefSeq and is a predicted model, not a curated record.
AUGUUCAAACGACCGUCAUGUUUACAAGGCCGGCGGCAUGGUGAGGGCAACGGUGAUUGGGCCGCCUUCCCUGUCCGCCAGCUCUUUGUGCUAGCACUAUGCCGCAUCUGCGAACCAAUCGCAUUCAUGUCCAUAUUCCCCUAUGUUUACCAGAUGGUCGAAUCAUUCCAUGUGACGGAUAACGACCGCAAGAUCGCCUUGUAUGCUGGAAUGAUUACAUCGGCCUUCACCUUUGCAGAGUUCUCCGCAGGCAUGUUCUGGGGGCGGAUGAGUGACAAGAUUGGCAGAAAGCCUGUCCUCAUCAUGGGCUUAAUUGGGACUGCCAUCAGUAUGGUCGUUUUUGGGUUCGCUCCCAACUUGCCAACUGCCAUGAUCGCCCGGGCACUGGGAGGCCUUCUGAACGGCAACAUUGGCGUGCUUCAAACUACCGUUGCAGAGAUUGUCACUGUUAAGGAGCACCAACCCCGGGCCUAUUCCAUCAUGCCGUUCGUCUGGUGCCUUGGGUCGAUCAUCGGGCCCGCUAUGGGUGGUGCGUUGGCACAACCAUGCGACAAUUAUCCCGGAUUAUUUCAGCGUGACACCAUCUUCGAUCGCUUUCCGUUUCUGCUGCCCAACCUGGUCUGCGUUGUCGUCUUAGUGUCCGGAAUCGUUGUUGGCCUGUUGUUCCUGGAGGAGACCCAUCCGGAGAAGAAGCACCGCCGCGAUCCCGGCCUGGCGUUGGGCAAUUGGCUCGUUGCGAAAGUCUGGGGUUCUCCCGAACCUAUUCCCGAGCCCACGGACGCCAAAGCGGGAUUGGCCGGAGAGGAGGAGGAGGAGGAGUACUACGACUACGAGGAUGUCCCUCCGCCAGAGUACAGGAGCACGGAAAGUUCGCCUCGUCUGGGCCCGAUGAAGGAAUCGGACAACCUGUCUGCGGAUGACGACAUUGAGGGGCAGAUGAAGGGUGAGCCGUGCGCAACCCCCAAGGCAUUCACCAAACAAGUCAUCUUCAACAUCAUUGCCUAUGGCAUUCUUGCAUACCAUAGUGUUUCCUUCGACCAACUCAUGCCCGUCUUCUUGAGCACUCCCAAGUCCGACGACGAUGUCGUGCUCCCCUUCAAGUUCACUGGUGGCUUGGGACUGGCUACGAGUAAAAUCGGGUUCAUGCUGGCGGUUCAAGGCGUUUAUUCCAUGAUCGCGCAGCUGUGGCUGUUCCCGUUUGUUGUUCGUCACUUUGGAACACUGAGAGUUUUCCGCUUCGUGUUGCUUGUUUGGCCCCCUCUCUACCUCAUGGUCCCUUACCUUAUUCUCCUGCCCGAACAGCUGCAAACCGCCGCGGCCUACGUCGCUUUGAUCAGCAAAAUCACGCUGCACGUCAUCGCAUUCCCUGCUACCGCUAUUCUCCUCGCCAACGCUGCUCCGUCUUCCAGAGUCCUCGGUUCCAUCAACGGCGCGGCCGCCUCGACAGCUAGCUUGAGCCGCGCUUUCGGCCCAACGGUUACUGGCUUGCUUCAUUCCAAGGGUCUCGAAAGUGGAUACUCCGUGCUAGCCUGGUGGGCUUGUGGAAUAGUAUGCAUCCUUGGCGCCAUCGAGAGCUUUUGGAUGGAGGAAUCGGAGCGAGACAAGGACGUGGAGAAGAAGGCCGAAUGCGAUGGCCCAACUUCGAACCGCGACUCGCUGCGGGGUUCCUUCACUGCAGGCAAGGAAGACGGCUCUCCCGAGGAAGUGCGGAGACUGCUUUCUUCGGCGCGCACCAGCAUCGAUGACAUGGACAUUCCCAACGUGGACUCAAUGCAAGCCAACCUGAACGUCACUUCCGAGCCCGAGCCCGACAAGUCCAAGUUCAGCCAAUAG